CCUCUCCUCCUCUUGCCUCUGUGGCCGGCCCUGGCAUGGCUCCUUGGCCCCUUGCAGUGACCCAGGGACAAAGGAAGGCUGCCCAGCCCGGCCGCUUACCAGGAGAGGCCUCAUUGUCCAGUGUCUGCUGCUGUCUUCUUGGACAUGCUGGCCGGGCUGCACCCCCUGAACGACCCUGGGCCAGGAUGGACGAGGACUUCUCCUCCCAGAUGAAGAAGAUGGCCUUGGCCAUGGGGACAUCCCUGUCAGACAAGGACAUAGAGCUGCUGCCCACGGACAUGAGGCACCACGGCUCCUUCAACUAUCUCAGGUUCUUUGAGUACAUGCAGAAGUUCCAGGCCACGGGGCAGCUGGAGGGCGCCAUCCGCAAGGCCUUCCAGACCCUGGACAAGGACAAGAGUGGCUUCAUCGAAUGGAAUGAGAUCAAGUACGUCCUGUCCACCAUCCCCAGCAGCGGGCCUGCUGCCCCGUUGACAGACGAGGAGGCGGAGGCCAUGAUCCAGGCAGCCGACACCGAUGGGGACGGGAGGAUUGACUACGAAGAAUUUUCUGAAUUGGUCAAAAAGAAGAAAAUUCCGAAGAAGAAGUAGUGCUACGCCCAGCCCUGGCCUGGUGAGGGUCCCUGAGGGCAGCGGGGACACACGUGUGCCCCAGCGAGGAGGCCAUGGGAGUGGACACAGCCUAUGCCAGGAAAAUAGAAGAAAAACAUUAAAUGAA
Messenger RNA from Rhinolophus ferrumequinum (greater horseshoe bat), 717 nucleotides. RefSeq names its product parvalbumin like EF-hand containing (gene PVALEF). NCBI's taxonomy places the organism in Eukaryota, Metazoa, Chordata, Mammalia, Chiroptera, Rhinolophidae. The record is from RefSeq and is a predicted model, not a curated record. The transcript has 5 exons. Gene Ontology annotation, cellular component: nucleus; cytoplasm. Gene Ontology annotation, molecular function: calcium ion binding. The coding region runs from base 36 to 590 and encodes 184 amino acids.